CCUUGCUUUUUUUGUUCUUCAGGUACACGAAGAUGAAGACAGCAACCAACAUCUACAUUUUCAAUCUGGCUAUGGCAGACGCGCUGGUUACCACGACCAUGCCUUUCCAAAGCACCGAGUACCUGAUGAAUUCUUGGCCCUUUGGUGAUGUGCUGUGUAAAAUAGUUAUUUCAAUUGACUAUUACAACAUGUUUACCAGCAUAUUCACACUGACCAUGAUGAGUGUUGAUCGAUACAUUGCCGUGUGUCACCCUGUGAAGGCUCUGGAUUUUCGUACACCUCUCAAGGCAAAGAUAAUCAACAUCUGCAUCUGGCUAUUGUCCUCAUCUGUCGGUAUAUCCGCAAUAGUUCUUGGAGGUACCAAAGUCAGAGAAGAUACUGCUAGCACUGAAUGCUCCUUGCAAUUUCCAGACAGAGAUUACGUGUGGUGGGACAUCUUCAUGAAAAUCUGUGUCUUUGUCUUUGCAUUUGUUAUUCCAGUCCUCAUUAUAAUUGUCUGUUAUACUCUGAUGAUCCUGCGCCUUAAAAGCGUACGGCUUCUCUCAGGGUCUCGGGAAAAAGAUCGAAACCUGCGUCGCAUCACCAGGCUGGUUCUUGUGGUUGUGGCAGUGUUCAUUAUCUGUUGGACUCCUAUUCACAUUUUUGUGCUGGUUGAAGCACUAGGGGAUGUGUCCCACAGUACUGCUGCUAUAUCCAGCUAUUACUUCUGUAUUGCUUUGGGUUACACCAACAGCAGCCUCAAUCCAAUCCUUUAUGCUUUCUUGGAUGAAAAUUUCAAGAGAUGUUUCAAGGACUUCUGCUUCCCCUUUAAGAUGAGAAUGGACAGGCAGAGCACCAGCAGAGUCAGAAACACUGUGCAAGACCCAGCUUAUAUGAGAGAAGCAGAUAGGACAAACAAACCUGUAUGACUAGUCGUGGAAAUGUCGUCUUACUGUCCUCAGGAGAGAGAUGAGUCCAACGACCUGGGACUGACACAGAUUACCACUGCAGUUUGAACUAGAGUCACCCAGACAGACAUUUCUGGAAUAUUUCAGAAAUCCUAAUGAAGCAAGCUUAUUAUUGACAAACAAGAACCUCCUGAAAAUAAGCUCAAAUGAAAAGG
Molecule: messenger RNA, 1102 nt
Organism: Merops nubicus (carmine bee-eater)
Lineage: Eukaryota; Metazoa; Chordata; Aves; Coraciiformes; Meropidae
Gene: OPRK1
Product: opioid receptor, kappa 1
Exons: 2
Biological process (GO): sensory perception of pain; neuropeptide signaling pathway; G protein-coupled opioid receptor signaling pathway
Cellular component (GO): membrane; neuron projection
Molecular function (GO): dynorphin receptor activity; neuropeptide binding
Source: RefSeq, a predicted model, not a curated record